Molecule: messenger RNA, 942 nt
Organism: Anopheles coustani
Lineage: Eukaryota; Metazoa; Arthropoda; Insecta; Diptera; Culicidae
Exons: 1
Coding region: 1-942 (313 amino acids)
Source: RefSeq, a predicted model, not a curated record
AUGUCGUGCGCGUCGUGCCUCCAUCCCACUGCGGACGAGCAAGUUGUGUGCAGUGGUUACUGCGAUGGUGUUUUCCAUCUUACCUGUGCCGGGCUGUCCCGUGAGGCAACUAAGGAACUGGGGAAAAACCCCCAGCUUGGCUGGUUUUGUUCCGAAUGCACCGAGUUCCGUAGCAGCAACAAGAAAGGACUGGUGGGUGAGCUAGGCGUGCUGCUGAGCAAGCAGAAGGAUGAACUUCUCACUAAGCUGAACGGCUCAUUUCUCUCACUACUGAACAACAUUCGAGCUGAGUUCACCAAAAAUGCUGAGAUGCUGGUGGAGGCCACCGCCAAGCAGGCACUGAUGAGGCUAGCGAAUUCUCGCUCCCUUAACACACCAACGCGCAAUGCACUUUCCGCACCACUACACGGCCACACACCUGUUCUCACCGAUAGCGCUCCAAAACGCCGCUUGAUCGACCGGUCGCCGCCCGUUGCCACACCGGCCCCACCAUCGAUGGCUCUCGGCACCGCCAUUCCACCGCCCAAUAUCCGUACCGUCCCGCAGGUGGGACGCACCUGGAUAUAUCUAAGCCGUUUUGCUCCGGACGUGACGGGUGAGGAUGUCCGGUCCUUGGUCACGACUCAGGUUGGCACGGAUGACGUGAUUGUGCGACGUUUGGUACGACAUGAUCGUGAAGCCUCACGUCCACUUACCUUCGUGUCGUACCGUGUUGGAGUUCCCGCAGAACUGAGUGGGACCGCACUGUUACCAGCCACGUGGCCGCGGGGAAUAGCUUUCCGGGAAUUUAUCGAUCGGCCCUCGGUCGCUCCUCAGCCGGUUUGGCGCCCGAGCCAGCACCCAUUGCCUCCGCAAGAUCGACCGAUCAAUUCACUUGAUGCCGUUGUCCAGCCUCCAUCUCCACGGAACGAACUAAACUUCACGGCUAAUGUUGUCGCGUAG